Molecule: messenger RNA, 555 nt
Organism: Aspergillus alliaceus
Lineage: Eukaryota; Fungi; Ascomycota; Eurotiomycetes; Eurotiales; Aspergillaceae
Exons: 1
Coding region: 8-289 (93 amino acids)
Source: RefSeq, a predicted model, not a curated record
UUUCACUAUGAAAUGUAGGGGAGCUUUUUUUUCCAUUUUCUUUUCCUGGUUUCAACCUACAACUGCCACCUGCUCUGGGCGCAUAGAUCCAACCGCUAAAUGGAUGCCCGGCGACUUUUCUCAUGCAGACGUGAAAUCCCGAUCGUAUGGAACGAGUCCAUACAUACACACAGAAAGCACAAAAUUUAGCCACUCCCCAGAUACACCGUCCGAACUCAGCUGUGUACCCUCCUUCGCACUGGAGUUUAGGGCGUUAGCAGCAUGCAUGCGUCCAGAAUCGUCGCCCUAAAGUGGAGCCUGGCAGUUGAGAGUUAGUAGUUGCUGGAUGGAUCGACCCAGAAAUAUGUCAAGUUAUUUUACCCCUCGAUGUACACCACAGUACAAUAGGUAAUAUACGUCAGUAAGACAACUAUGGGCUCUGGUAGCAACUCUAGAAAGACCCUUGAAGGGCGACCGAAGCGCCAAAGGGUAGUGUGGCUGGGAUGACUACGCUAUAACAUGAUUUGGGGAGUUUCGGAUGGUUCACGGGUCCACGGGUCUGUCAGGCGAUUGGAG